Messenger RNA from Oncorhynchus kisutch (coho salmon), 1723 nucleotides. RefSeq names its product thrombospondin-2-like. The record is from RefSeq and is a predicted model, not a curated record. Bases 108 to 1598 code for a protein of 496 amino acids. Lineage: Eukaryota; Metazoa; Chordata; Actinopteri; Salmoniformes; Salmonidae. Gene Ontology annotation, cellular component: extracellular region. The transcript is spliced from 11 exons. Gene Ontology annotation, molecular function: calcium ion binding. Gene Ontology annotation, biological process: negative regulation of angiogenesis; cell adhesion.
UCCCUGGGGUCUCCUGCCACUCUGAGACUGAUGGCUCAUGGGAAUGUGGGCCCUGUCCACUGGGUUACCAUGGAAAUGGCUCUGUCUGUGAAGACCAGGAUGAAUGUAUGUUGCAGGGUGUGUGUGUGACCGAGUGUGUGAACACAGACCCAGGGUUCCACUGUCACCCCUGCCCCCCCCGAUAUCACGGCAACCAACCCUACGGUCUCGGACUGGAAGACGCCAACAACACAAAACAGGUCUGUGAGCCCCACAACCCCUGUAAAGAUAAUACACACCGUUGCAGUCAGCAUGCGGAGUGUGUGUACCUGGGCGUGGCGUCUGAAACUGUGUAUCGGUGUGUGUGUGGUGUUGGCUUCGCUGGGGACGGCUUCCUGUGUACUGAAGAUUCUGACCUAGAUGGCUGGCCCAAUCAUAUCCUUCCCUGCCACCACAACACAACCUACCACUGUCUACAGGAUAACUGCCCCGCCCUGCCAAACUCCGGACAGGAAGACCUUGACAAUGAUCGCCUUGGAGAUGCCUGUGACCCUGAUGACGACAACGACAAUGUCUUAGAUGAGAGGACUGAUACAGACAGCAACGGAGAGGGAGACGCCUGCAGUAUCGACAUGGAUGGAGACGAGAUGCUGAACGAGCAUGAUAACUGUCCCUUGCUGUAUAACACUGAGCAGAGAGAUACAGACCUGGACGGAGUGGGGGACCAAUGUGACAACUGUCCUUUCGUGCACAACCCUACACAGACUGAUUCAGACAGUGAUCUGGUUGGUGAUCACUGUGAUGAUAAUGAGGAUAUAGAUGAGGACGGUCAUCAGAACUCCCUCGACAACUGUCGCUACGUUGCCAAUAGCAACCAGGUUGACCAUGACAGAGAUGGCAUUGGCGACGCCUGCGACCAUGAUGAUGACAACGAUGGGAUCCCUGAUGACCGUGACAACUGCCGACUUGUGCCGAACGCUGACCAAAUAGACGCAGACAAUGAUGGUCGUGGUGAUGCUUGUAAGGAUGACUUUGAUAAUGACAGUAUACCAGAUGCACUAGAUGUUUGCUCAGAGAACAGUGGUAUUGGAGUUACAGACUUCAGGAAGUUUCAGACGGUUCUGUUGGACCCUCGGGGGACCACUCAGUCUGACCCUCUGUGGGUGGUCCGAGGACACGGAACCGAACUGCUACAGACUGCAAACUCUGACCCUGGCAUCGCCUUGGGUUUUGAUGAGUUCCGUGCGGUAGACUUCAGUGGGACAUUCUACGUGAACACAGACCGUGAUGAUGACUAUGUAGGGUUUGUGUUCUCCUUCCAGUCCAGCAGACGGUUCUACGUUGUCAUGUGGAAACAGGUCAGCCAGGCUUACUGGGAGAAGAGUCCUUCCAGGGCAUUUGGGAACGCUGGUGUCUCUCUCAAAGUGGUCAACUCAAGCUCAGGCCCUGGGGAGGCCCUCCGCAACGCUCUGUGGCACACAGGAAACACCAUACAGCAGGUUCGCACACUGUGGCACGACCCCAACAACAUGGGCUGGAAGGACUACACUGCCUACCGCUGGCACCUCAUCCACCGACCCAAGACCGGCUUCAUAAGGUACUUAACCUCCAACCCAUAACACAAACCCUAACUCUAACCCUAACCCUAACCCUCUAACCCUUACCCUAACCCUAACUCCAACCCUUACCCUAACUCUAACCCUAACCCAAAAAAGGCCCAUAGGCCCAUAGGCCAAAAAGCCAC